Boeremia exigua is the source of this 1218-nucleotide messenger RNA. Its product is annotated as mitochondrial carrier protein-like protein. Gene Ontology annotation, biological process: magnesium ion export from mitochondrion. The record is from RefSeq and is a predicted model, not a curated record. NCBI's taxonomy places the organism in Eukaryota, Fungi, Ascomycota, Dothideomycetes, Pleosporales, Didymellaceae. The coding region runs from base 1 to 1218 and encodes 405 amino acids. The transcript has 3 exons. Gene Ontology annotation, molecular function: magnesium ion transmembrane transporter activity.
AUGGUCCUUGCCCGAGUGGCUAACUUUUUUACGAACGGAGAAUCCACACAAGAUCUGGUCGACGACAGAAGAAGAGAUGUCGCUAUCGCAAUGGAUAGCGUCGCAUCAACUGCGACAAAUACCGCAGAUGUUAUAGCCGAAGAAAUGGAGGACGAAACCCGCCCGCCCUAUCUCCAUGCGAUGCUGGCUGGAGGUUUAGGAGGCCUGACGGGCGACAUGCUUAUGCACUCCCUAGACACGGUCAAGACACGGCAACAAGGCGAUCCACACAUGCCGCCGAAAUACACGUCCAUGGGCAGCACAUAUUACACAAUCUGGCGACAAGAGGGGUUCGUGAGAGGUCUCUACGGCGGAGUCAAGCCUGCGUUUUUGGGCUCGUUCUGUGGAACAGUGUGUUUCUUUGGGACAUACGAGUACAGCAAACGGUUUAUGAUCGACAAUGGCGUUGCGCCGUCGGUGGCAUACUUCACAGCUGGCCUCCUCGGUGACCUCGCCGCCGCCCCUUCAUACGUACCGUCAGAAGUCCUAAAAACUCGACUGCAGCUGCAAGGGCGAUACAACAACCCCUUCUUCAACUCUGGCUACAACUACCGCUCUACGACCGACGCCGCUCGCAUGAUAAUCCGGACGGAAGGCUUCGGGGCGCUGUUCCACGGGUACAAGGCGACUCUGUGGCGAGACCUGCCUUUCUCCGCGUUGCAGUUCACGUUCUACGAAAAAGAGAGAGAUCUUGCGAAGAGUUACAUGGGCUCGAACAACAUUGGUCUGCUGUUGGAGAUCGCGACGGCAGCCACUGCGGGUGGAGCAGCAGGCGUACUCACCACACCUCUGGAUGUUGUAAAAACGCGUAUUCAGACGCAACAACCCGAUCUCCCAGAAGCUUCGAAACACGCCGUAAAUCCCGCGCUCACGUCGACGUCGAAACACACAACCUCCCCGCGACCAACAACAACACACGCCUCACAAAACCGCCCCAUCUCCACCUCAUCUCCCUCCACAACGCUCCGAGCCCACGGCGCUGUGACUCUCGACACGUCCUCGGUCUACACGGGCCUGAAGAUCAUAUACAAGACGGAAGGCAUCGCGGGGUGGUUCCGCGGGGUGGGGCCGCGCUUCGUCUGGACCAGCGUGCAGAGCGGCACGAUGCUGGUGCUGUACCAGACGCUGCUGCGACAUUUCGAGCAGCACCGGCUGGUGGGCUCGGACGCAGAAUUGUAA